Molecule: messenger RNA, 3026 nt
Organism: Acipenser ruthenus (sterlet)
Lineage: Eukaryota; Metazoa; Chordata; Actinopteri; Acipenseriformes; Acipenseridae
Product: adenylate kinase 4, mitochondrial-like
Exons: 7
Coding region: 448-1335 (295 amino acids)
Biological process (GO): nucleobase-containing compound metabolic process
Cellular component (GO): cytoplasm; mitochondrion
Molecular function (GO): AMP kinase activity; nucleoside diphosphate kinase activity; ATP binding
Source: RefSeq, a predicted model, not a curated record
AUAGCUGCAGGAGUGACAUGUUUUAAACGUGAUAACUGAUGUGUGCUGUUGUUUUUAUUUGCUGAACAAUCAGUAUAUAUAUUUUUUACAGUAAGUUACGACUAUACAUAGUAUCGCGCUACAAAACCGAAUGUUACCGAGAAACUACAUAUUCCAGAGUUCAGUCGCUGGUACAAUUGUGUCCAUGCGCAGCAAAGGUUACAUACUUGCACGAUGAUGUGUUAAAAAGGAGUUUUUUAGCUGCGGAGGAGCAAGAAAACUGCUACCUCAUUCAUUUGAGUUGCAAAGACACUGUCUUAAAGAUACAGUAAGAAGAGCAAUUUCGUCGCUGGGAAGUUUAAUAUUUUACUCCUCGCUCUUAAUAAUUUCCAUUUGAAUAACAAACGCCAUUUUGCAGAAAAAAACCCAAAAAAACACAAGGAUUAAGAGGUCAUUUUGAAGAGCAGGAUGGCAGAUAAAUUGUUCCGAGCUGUCAUUUUGGGCCCGCCCGGCUCUGGGAAGGGGACCAUCUCUCAAAGGAUAGCCCAAUGCUUUGGCCUGCAGCAUCUGUCCAGCGGGGAUUUCUUACGAGAAAACAUCACAGCGAACACCGAGGCGGGAGUAUUGGCAAAGCGAUACAUAGAACAAGGCCUUUUGGUGCCAGAUCAUGUUAUAACACGUUUAAUGUUAACCAGACUGGAGAAAAUAACAAGACAAAGCUGGCUUCUGGAUGGUUUUCCGCGCACACUCGUGCAGGCAGAAGCUCUGAACAGCACCUGCGAUGUUGAUGUUGUGAUUAGCCUGAACGUUCCCUUUGAGACCCUGAAAGAAAGGCUGAGCACGCGCUGGGUCCACCCCACUAGUGGAAGAAUGUACAACAUGGAGUUCAACCCGCCGCACAUACACGGCAUUGAUGACGUCACUGGAGAGCCCUUAGUCCAGCAUGAAGAUGAUAAACCGGAUGUUGUUGCUGCACGGCUGAGAGAGUACAAGGGCAUUGCAAAACCAGUCAUAGAUCUAUACAAUGCACCUAAAGGGGAUGCCUUUUCUAUUCCUGAAAGUCAUACACAGGACAGCAGUGCACACUAUUCUAUAAAUGUCCUCACUCACAUCAUGUUUCUUCUCUGUGAUCAAAAUGUCACUGGCAGAAGAAGGAAGGUGUUCUACACUCCGUUUCGGGAACAGAAACCAACAAGAUCUGGCCCUACAUUUAUUCACUGCUGUGCACCAAGAUCACUCCAGUGGACCCAGAAGAGUCACAGCACUCCCCUCCUCUGUACAGCCAAUAGGGAGCAGAUACAGAUAAGGACAGGACUGUAUGUUAAAAGAAGUCUCCUACGACAGCCCAUAUCAUAGAUAAAUCCAACAUCUGUCUUGUAGAUAAACAAAUUACUAUUUUUUUGUUGAACAUCAUCACUGUUAAAUUGCCCUCUUUAAGCGUACAGCUGAAAUUGACCUGUUACAGCCUUGUUUCCUGAAAUAAUGGCAGUUUAAAAGAAACCAGUAUUUUAUGCAAUUAUGUAUUGCUGUGGAAUCUUAUAUUCCUCUUGCAUUACCUUUAGAAAAACAUACAUACAUACACACACACACAUACACAUACAUACAUGCAUACAUACAUACAUAUAUACACAUACGUUCACGCAUACAUACAUACAUACAUACAUACACACUAGCUUUCUAAGAAAUAAGAUGUUUUGCAGAAGUUCUUGUUGAAGUAACGAACAAGUGGUUAAAGUGACUUAUAUCUGCAUUUUAUUCUUUAACAAGACUUGCCAACAGUGCAGAUGCAUCUGCUAUAGCUCAGCACACAGGUACAGUGGAUAGACCAGUUCACCCUUCAGGGGUUGGAGUUACUGCAUUGUAAUGUGUUAGCUUCAUUUUCUCAAAAUCACUUGCUAGAUUUUCAUAGACCACCCUCCUAGUCAGAUGAUCCUAGGUUGUUCACUGACCUGCUUGAUACUUUGUCAACACUUUCUAGAAUUCCUUCAGAUUAAUAUUCAAACCGACUGUGAAGUGCUGAGUCACUGAGCUGCCGUUAAUGUGGCAUCGGUGUUACUAAAAAUCUCACGUGUUUCAGACAGGUUUACAGGAUAUGCAUUACAUUACCUUUGCUGUCUCCAGUGUUGUCCGUAUGGCAGCAUUAUAUUUUUGAACACACAUCAUGGGUCAUGAAUCAACUAGGGAAUACAUUUCUCAACAUUUACUCUGGAGCGUUCGCCACGAAAAAUAGGAUUGCAGUGUAUCCAUAUCACUCUCCCUCCUGCAACAAUGCCUGUUUCCUCUUCCCACAAUACACUACUCAUUUAUAUCAGAGCACCAGCUUUGUUGCAGGAGGGAGCAUGUAUGGGAUACACCGCAAUGUGUAGAAGUUAAAAAAAAAAAAUCCCUAGUUUAUUUAACUAUGAUACAGAAAACGUCAAGGAACAUGUUUCUUAUAAACACUGCAGGAUGUUCUGGAACGAUUUAAGGGGAUGUUCUAACCAAAGAAUAGAAACAAAAUGGUGGAUGGAUGUCACUAUUGAGUUGAGCUGAAGAAGUAAAUGUUUUUCACAUGCAAUAUGUUUUUGAUACCUAAAGAAAAACAGUAUAUAUGUUUAUAAAUACUAUACUAAAGGACUGUAUAACAAACGUUAGGGGAAAAAUAAAUGUCAUUUUAUUUAACUGUUUUAAUUAGACCAAGCUUAUUACUUUGACUUGACGACUUUAACUUUUCAUAGCCAUAUCUUAAUUUGUGAAUAUGGGUCCAGUUUUAUUUUAAUUUUUGUGUAUAUAUUUUAGAGUCUUUAUUUAGCAGUGUUAUGAUGUGUAAUUUAGAAGCACAGCAGGAUAGUUAAUACUGCUCAUUGGAACAAGACAAAAUGUAAACGAUUAGUAAGCAUUCUGGAAAGCAGGUCAUGUGUCAUUAUUCCUACAAAUACUCAGAAAUACUACACAUUUCUCACACAAACUCUGCUAGGUUAUUUUAAUUAUGUCUGUAACAGCGUAUCUCCUUGAUUUGAUAUCUGUAAUUGUUAGUUUAAAAUAAAACAUUGCAUACUGUUUCACAA